Messenger RNA from Acanthaster planci (crown-of-thorns starfish), 1235 nucleotides. RefSeq lists its product as uncharacterized. Lineage: Eukaryota; Metazoa; Echinodermata; Asteroidea; Valvatida; Acanthasteridae. The record is from RefSeq and is a predicted model, not a curated record.
CGCUCGACACUGAGGGAUCACAUUGACGCCACACAGUUGUAAAGAAGUCUUGGUAAAAUUGGCCUUUGAAGUCUGGUGUAGGUAGAAAGCACGUCGCCUUGACCGGUAUCAUCAUGUCUCUCCCUGCCUGCCUUGGUAUCCUGCUGCUGGCUGCAUUGCUGGUAGCUCAACCUACUUUUGCAUGGAUUGAGGGGCAACAUUCAGUCGACUUAAUGAACGCCUUGGACCUUGGCAACUCGCAAACAGCUGAACGUGCGGCCUCGGGAGUGCGAGAGACGAUUGAGGCGUUGACUGCUGAGUACGUCAAGCAGUGCAAGCAGAACAACAUGGACGGCGUCAAGAACUUGUUGGAUGAGCAGAUCAUCGUCAUGCCACAAGGCUAUGGGGUCCUUGAAGGAAAAAGCAAUAUCGAUCCAUACUUGAAGUGGAUUGAAGAUGUGAAGGAGAUAACCAUGAACUCCAUCCAAGUGGAGCCCUUGGAUAGCAGCGCCACCUACGUCUUCCAACGCUCAGAAUCCGAGGUGACGGACUUGAGUGGCACAAUCAGUUUUAAUGGAAAGAGUUUGAGAAUUUGGAAAAAGGAUGGUGACGGCACUUACAAGAUUUACAUCGACAUGUACAACACCGGUCGAUAACCAGGAGGCUGUAAUCAAACUGAGGCACUUGAUGCAUAGACGUUAGGUAAAAGUCAGAGAGCACCUGCUUGAUUAUCCUAAAAGUUAAUUCAUCAUUUCAACUGCAGUUCAGUAUCGAAAUUAUUCAACACCACUCUUUAAAAUAAUAUUUGCACCAAGGUUCUGAGAAGGCUGAAAUAUUUUUUUUUGUCGACAUUAUUCUCUUGAGGUGUUGGACAACAGUUUUAUCGGGUUAGCGUCCAAAUGGGCUUUAAAUUUCGCCAGAGCAGCCAAUAGUUACUGUUGCGACACACUGCUUAUUAGUAAAGCUCUUCUAUCACUUGAUUGAGAUUAAUAUUCGAUUGACCUAUGACACACUUAGGUACAAGGCAAGGCCUCUUUGUUUGACCGACUUUGGUAAUGCCCUCUUUCUUGUAACCACUGGAAGCUACAUGUGUAAGACAACGGUAUGAUAAGUCUACAUUUUGAGGGAUGUUUAAAAACUACUUCCCAUGACAAAUGACCAUAAUAGUGAUUAUUCUUAUUUCUGAAAAUAUUUAUAAGAAUUAUUAAUUAAAUGGAAGAGGGAAAUUGAUUUCAGUAAAUUAUUUGCAUGAGAAA